Messenger RNA from Suillus subaureus, 222 nucleotides. RefSeq lists its product as uncharacterized. The annotation marks the transcript as partial. The transcript has a single exon. NCBI's taxonomy places the organism in Eukaryota, Fungi, Basidiomycota, Agaricomycetes, Boletales, Suillaceae. The record is from RefSeq and is a predicted model, not a curated record.
GUGCAACAUCAUCGAGUGGUACAUUCGCUUCGUCGAGUAGACUGGUUAGGUCAGGUGCUGCGAGAUCGACAAGUCAAAAGACGGCGCAAGUAUUACAUCAAACGGCCCAAUGCACUCUGGCACAUGGAUGGCCAUCACAAACUAAUUCGAUGGGGGAUUGUAGUUCAUGGAUUUAUUGAUGGCUUUUGCAGAACGGUAAAUAUAUGUUUCGUGUGCUUGUAA